AAUGAGCUUAUUCAUCAUAUACGUCCUUCCGAGUACACCAUACUGGCAAAACGGUUCAGUUUGAUGGAUUUGAUUGGUGCUGUUCUUGGUACCUUCCUCGUUACCAUGCUGAUGUUCAUAAUUGCGUACAGGACGUCUAAGUUGUAUGUCUACCGGAGGGCAAAAUUACGAUCCCAAUCAGACCCAAUGCUAAGGCAUCGGGAUCAUAAUAAACACAAUCCCGACGGUACUUCAUCCUCAGCCGCCUCUUCAUCUCUGCUCAAGUUUUCACAACUUCCAGUUGCUCCUAGAUAUCCCCCUGAUUACGCUCAAACUGGCUAUCAAAAUCCACCGUUGAGUGGCGGUCUUUUGGUUGCAUCAAAACAGAGAGAUUCAGGUACUUUUACUUCACAGUCUACAACGUCUUCUCAGAAUGCAAAUGGUCAGGGUGGAGCUUAUGAGACUGUGUAUAAUGAGACUUCUACAAAUCAGUUGAUGUAUGAAACGCCAAGCGAUAAUCUGGCGAAUGCUGUAGCUGCAGCUUGUCAUCAGAACCAGCAAUCCUUCAUUUUUCCCUUCGCACAGGCAGGAUAUCCCAUCAUGUUUGGCAGUACGCUUCCUUCACAGCAAAGCACUGCGACGGCUUAUGCUUUAGGUGUCACUAGUCCUUCAGGUCCAACUUACAUCCCUCCCCCACCUAAUGUCCAACAACCCUCCCUACCCCGAUCCAUUCAAUCCCAGUCAGGUCCCCUACAACAUGUCUACUCCUCCACAAUGCACAUGGGGGAACAUUAUCAUACCCCUAGUGUUUCUAUGGCUGUUCAUACUUCGGUACCUUCGAAUCCCACUCCCCAGCUUAAUCAUGUAACAUAA
Messenger RNA from Rodentolepis nana, 852 nucleotides. NCBI's taxonomy places the organism in Eukaryota, Metazoa, Platyhelminthes, Cestoda, Cyclophyllidea, Hymenolepididae. The record is from the annotation of a GenBank genome assembly.